Molecule: messenger RNA, 2955 nt
Organism: Lolium perenne
Lineage: Eukaryota; Viridiplantae; Streptophyta; Magnoliopsida; Poales; Poaceae
Source: RefSeq, a predicted model, not a curated record
AUGGCAGCCACCUACGAUAGGUGGAUCCAUCAUGGGGAGCCUUUACAUGCUGAACCUGGAGCUGAACCUGGAGCUGAACCUGGACAUCAACCUGAUGCACACCAUGCUGAUGAAGGCGGCGAGCAUCUAGAAGAUGAUCAUGUUGUGCUAGAGAAUUCUUUUAAUUUGGUGGAGGAGGAUGGGGAUGAGGAUGACAGGAUCCCUGACCUGUUUAAGGAUCUCUACGAGUCCGAACCACAAGGUGAUGGACAGAAUACAAUCUAUGCCGAGCUAAUAGAGGAAGCGAAGCGGUCAGCUAGUGAUGGUGGGACAAUGUCCAGAUUUGCUUUCACCGUGAAGUUACUCCAUGUCAAGUCCUUCUACCGGAUGAGCAACGCCGCCUUGAACGGAAUACUCCAUCUCUUGGCUAUCCAAUACCCCAAAAGCUCAAUUCCCAAAAAUUACGAUGAAGCAUUGAGUAUCAUCGGCAGAUUGGGGCUUGGUUAUGAAUCAAUCCAUGUCUGCCCAAGCAACUGUGUCUUGUUUCGGAAGACGUAUGCCAAGCUUGACAAGUGCCCUAAAUGUGAUGCCUCUAGGUGGAAAGAUGGGGAUGGCAGGAAGCGGAUACUGGAGAAGGAAGUACAAAGAUGUGGCCGUGAUUCAUCGUUCCGUACAACCUCGCCACCAUGGGCAUGUAUGGAUCAGUCCAACUUCAUGAUGGCUUUGUUGAUCCCGGGUCCAGAUUCUCCAGGAAAGGAUUUUGAUAUCUUUAUGGAGCCCCUCGUUGAAGAUUUGUUCAAGCUAUGGAAUGGUGUGCGGACCUAUGAUGCCCCGAGUCCCGAUAAGUUCAAUCUGCGUGCUGCGGUUAUAUGGUGCAUCCAUGAUUUCCCGGCGCUGCACACUUUGUCGGGUAGGCUCACGGCUGGUUAUCAAGCAUGUGUGCGUUGUGACAAGGACCCGUGCUCCCAGAGAAUAAGAAACAAGUUAUGCUGGAUAGGGAGCCGCCGUUUUCUUCCUCUGGACCAUCGUUGGCGAAAAAGCAAAGGGUUCAAUGGCAAUACUGAACCACGUGACCCUCCAGCAGAGUUUACUAAAGAGGAGCUCAAGCAGCAACUUGACAAGGUGAAAGAUGUCAGACCGGGAAAGAAUCAAAGGAAAAGGAAGCGGGAGGAAGGUCAAUGUUGGGACCGGAGGUCUAUUCUGUGGGACCUCCCAUACUGGGCAGAUCUGAAGUUGAGGCACAAUCUGGAUGUAAUGCACAUUGAGAAAAACAUAUGUGACAAUCUGCUUGGGACAUUUAUGAACAUCGACGGGAAGUCAAAGGACACACUUAACUCGAGGCUUGAUUUGGAAGAUAUGGGCAUAAGGGAAGCUUUGCACCUACGGCCUGUUGAUGGGGGAAAGUCGUUUGAGAUGCCGGAAGCAUGGUAUACAAUGACUAAAGAAGAAAAGAUUGCAUUUUGUGAGUUUAUAAGAGCGGUGAGGUUUCCAGAUGGGUAUGCCGCUAACCUCGCAAAGUGCGUGUCUCCCGAUGGAUGCAAGCUCCAGGGGCUGAAAACCCAUGAUUGCCAUAUCCUCCUCCAAAGGAUCUUACCGGCUGGACUCCGUGGAAUAAUGGAUAAAGAAAUAUAUGAAGCGGUCGCUGAGUUGGGAAAUUUCUUUAAAGAGUUGUGCUCCAAAACACUGAAGCUGUCUGUUCUUGAAAGACUCGAUAAAGAAAUCCCAAUUAUCCUCUGCAAACUUGAAAAGAUCUUUCCACCAGCCUUCUUCACCGUGAUGGUUCAUUUGGCGGUUCAUUUACCCAAAGAGGCAAUUCUUAGAGGCCCCGUACAGUACGGCUGGAUGUAUCCCGUGGAAAGAAGGAUGCUUACAUUUAAGCGCUAUGUGCGAAACACGGCCAGACCCGAGGGGUCAAUUGCUGAGGCAUAUAUUGUUGACGAGUGUCUGACUUUUUGCUCUCGGUACUUCGAUGAUCUGGAAACUAGAUUUAAUCGGCCAGGCAGAAAUAUAGAGCGGGAUGAUUCGCAUAGUGGUGAUUUAUCGGUUUUCAGCCAUGGUGUCAAAUUUCUUGGAGGGUCACAAUACUUGGAGGCAGGGGAUGACUACGAGAAGAUGCAUUGGUUGUGCAAGAAGGAACUGGAGGAGCAAGAUAGCCGCAUCAAUGUUCACAAGUGGCUUGCGAAUGGAUUUGCUGGAUGGUUUAAGAAACAUAUUGGAAAAUUGCACGAGGAAGAUAAGGUGAGUGAUGAUCUCUUUGCUCUGGCAUGCGCGCCGGAUAAGAGAGUGAGGGUAUAUACUGCAUGUGUUGUUGAUGGUGUCCGCUACCACACCCUUGACCGUGAGAAAAAUAGAAACACACAGAACAGUGGAAUUGUCACCGAGGGAGAACACGAAAAUACCUUAAUUGACUUCUACGGUCAGCUGAGAAGCAUCAUCAGGCUCCAAUAUAACUCCAGCGGAGGCGUCCAUCGUUCGGUCGUCUUGUUCCGCUGUGAUUGGUUUGAUCUUGGCGGGAAGAAGAAUAGCCGAGUCCGGGAGGAUCGACACUUCAAAAGUAUAAACACCGGAAGGUUCUGGUACAAGAAUGAUGCUUUUAUCCUAACAACACAAGCAACAAAGGUCUUCUAUCUUCCUGACACUGAUUUGGGUGGCCAUUGGCGAGUUGUGCAAAAAUUCCAGCAUAGACAUUUGUGGACUGUGAAGGAAAGUGAAGUGGACAAGGGUCCCGGUGGUGGUUCGCUAUCUUACCAAGAUGAUGACACACCGGAAGUUCCAGUGCUAACCCGAGAACCCACUGUGGAGACCAGAUCGCAAAGGCGCCGUGAACAAAUGUUAGUUGAUGCAGCGGUUGUGGAAAGAAUGAGGAAAAGAAGGAAGGAGGUAGUGGAACUACAGGAAAGCGACGAUGAAGUAGAUCAUACAGUACACCAAUACUGUGAUGAUGAUGAAGAUAACAGGCAGUUCGACGAUGAUUAG